ACAAAGGAUCCUCAAUGUGGAUCAUCAAUCCUUACUUUUUUCCUCAUUUAAAGUGAAAUAGUGACCUAAAUGAACAUAAAAUUGGCUAAAAUGCCAAAACGCCGAGCCGAGGAGACUCCGGAUGUUGGCAGGCUGGUGGACUCGAGUCAGGCGGAUGACAGGAGGAUGAUACAGCUGGUGCGCGAGCGCAGACUUCUGUAUGCCAGGAACAACAUGCCGGUGGCUUCUUACUACAGCCAGGUUAAGCAGUUGUGGCAAGAGGUGGCGGAUCAUAUGGGUUGGAGUGUGGCCGACGUCCGUCGGAAAUGGUCCCACAUCCGCAACUCUUACUCCCGUCACCUCAGGAACGAGGUCAGCGGCGCCGUGACAGGCCGAGGGCGGAUGGUCUCCAGAUGGUACCUGGCAGAUGAACUGGACUUCCUUAGAGACCACAUGGCGACUGACGUGCGACCAUCUCCGUGGGCCCCGACCUACCCUGACGCCGAAGGCAGUUCCAGCGAGCAAGUGGACAUCAAGCCCUUCAUGUCCAGCCCUUGGCUCGCCUUGGGCCAGAAGUUCGAGGUCAAACCCGAGCCCAACGAGGACUCCUCCUCCUCCCUAUCCUUCGGGCCCGAUGACAACUGCUCAUACUUCCAGUUCUUCAAAGGAAUCUACAAUGACUACCAAGAGUUGCCUUUGAAAAAACGAAGGCUCUUUAAAAGACAAUGUUUGAACUUACUCCAUGAGUUGUUAGAUGAUGAAGAAGGCCCUUUGGUGAUUCCUGAGUGUGUUCAGAGUGAGGAUCCUGUGAAUUUGUCGACGGGGGACGAUGAGGAAGAAAGGGAGAGAAAGCCUUUUCUGCCUGAAGUUUCUAUCUUGCCUACGAAAUAAAGGCUGUGGGGCAGGAGUUUUACAUAACAUCGUACCUGUUUUGAAAACGGUGAAGCACGCAGCUCGAUAAGAAAGAUUCUCGCUAAGAUAUUAAUCUCUUUAUGAGACCCUCUAUUAUAUAGACCGAUGCUAUAGGAUCAUCCGUUGGAGAUCGCAAGAGCGAAGCAGUGGAUUCUUAUUGGUGCGAGCACUGCGAGCAUUUACUUAUGUUCCUAUAUUGGUGUUCCUAGUGGUGAACAUUUUCCUCGUGCUCCAUUCGUCUACCCUCAUCUAUGGUGGAUAGUCUUAUCUUACCGUUAUCAUGUGAUAAACUCAACCCAAGCACUGAAGCGUAGCAUUGAAGUCAGGUUCACUUUUGAUAUGAGCUUUGGACGAAUUUUAGAUACUAGAGAGUGGUAUCAGACUUUGAAUUAAAUGUCUUAAUACAAGCUAGACUGUGCUUCGUCCUUCUUAGUUUCAAAUUUCAAUCGAACUUGAAGAUGUACGAGACGAGAGUGAUGCUCGCUUCUAAUUGGCUAAACUUCAACUACUGAAUUACCAUUCGUAAACCUUACUGCGACGACAAAACGAUUGGUCAAGAGUUGAUACAACUAAGAACUGUGAAUGUAUAGCGAAUAAUGAAAACGGUAUCUGUGAACUAUUAGUUUUAGCAGUGAGUCAUGCUACAGCGCUAAAAGUCAAUAUUUUAAAACUAGUUCCAAAAAGAAGAAUCUCAAUGGAUUGUAUGUUUUGUGUCCACGAUUAAUAAAUUUCUAAAUGGAGAAAAGUUACUAUCAAAAUGUGUUUUGUUAUACACACUUUUAUUGCUGGCGUACCUACUUCUUCUCAUUUGCAUGUCUAUCAAGUACUUUUUGAGCCCUUUCUAACUGGAUGUGUUUGUGUUUUUCAUCGAGGAGGUCCAUUUGCUAUCAUAGUUUGUCAGAGUCUAAAAUCAGCUCUAUGGCUUACUUAAACUCAUACUCAUACUCAUAAUUUAUUGGUAAUAUAUAUAAAUUACAUGUCAAGAUUUACAUAUGUACAUUUCGGAAAUAUAAAUGAACGCACUGCGAUUAAUUUCUUGCGGUUUCAGUCUAAUUUCUUGCGGUUUCAGUAUUUUAAGUGCCUGCGCUCAUGAAGCAUGCUUUUGCGGUUCUGAAACCGCAAAAAAAUAAUCGCACUGCGUUCUCAGCUUAUGUUUGUAUAUUAUUGUGUUGUCAAUUGUCAUCGGAAUUACCAAAGUCCUCCAAAUUGAAACUGAAUCAGAAACCAGGAAGUGGUUCAAAAAGUCACAAGAUUUAAAACACAAGUGAAACUAAUAGUGUAAUAGAAAUAUUGAAGAUUGAGCAUUUUUAAAGCGUUGUUUCGUCGUUAUACCUAAUAAGAGAUCCUUAAAGGUUUUUUUGUAUGUAUGUAAACUUUAUCUUUAGCACUGUAGUAUACUCCAAUCUCUAGUUUAAGGAACUGUAGAUAUAAAUAUAAGAGCGUUAAAAUAAAUAUCUCAAGCACACUUCCUUGAGCCUUAAUUAGUCCAAUUACCUAUCUUCGUUUCGCGUUUCGUAUAAUUGUAUCUCAAAAUAAGUGGAAAAUGUUUAAUUGCGAAA
This is a messenger RNA of Cydia strobilella, 2450 nucleotides long. RefSeq lists its product as uncharacterized. The transcript is spliced from 3 exons. The coding region runs from base 70 to 870 and encodes 266 amino acids. The record is from RefSeq and is a predicted model, not a curated record. NCBI's taxonomy places the organism in Eukaryota, Metazoa, Arthropoda, Insecta, Lepidoptera, Tortricidae.